GGUGCUGAGUUCUGCUCUUGUCUCCCCCAGAUUCGCUGCAUGCUCAACAUCUGGGGUGUCAUCCUGUACCUGCGGCUGCCUUGGAUCACCUCCCAGGCAGGGAUUGGCCUGACCUGGGUCAUCAUUCUGCUGUCCUCCUGCAUCACGGGCAUCACAGGCCUGUCCACCUCGGCCAUCGCCACCAACGGCAAAGUCAAAGGAGGCGGGACGUACUUCCUGAUCUCCCGCAGUCUGGGUCCCGAGCUAGGCGGCUCGAUCGGUCUGAUCUUCGCUUUCGCCAACGCUGUGGCCGUGGCCAUGCACACCGUGGGCUUCGCCGAGACCGUGCAGGUUCUCAUCCAGGAGAGUGGCUCCAGCAUUGUGGACCCCAUCAAUGACAUCCGCAUUGUGGGUGUCAUCACUGUGACCUGCCUGCUGGGCAUCUCGCUGGCUGGGAUGGAGUGGGAGUCCAAGGCACAAGUCCUAUUCUUUUUCGUGAUCAUGGUCUCCUUUGCAAACUAUAUCGUGGGGACAAUUAUACCGGCUACUCCAGAGAAGAAGGCUAAAGGAUUCUUCAGUUACAAAGGUGCUAUUUUUGCUGAAAACUUUGUGCCAAACUGGAGAGGACCGGAGGGCAGUUUUUUUGGGAUGUUCUCCAUCUUCUUCCCCUCGGCGACAGGAAUCCUGGCAGGAGCCAACAUCUCUGGAGACCUGAAGGACCCAGCAGUGGCCAUUCCGAGAGGAACUCUCCUGGCCAUUUUCUGGACCACCAUGUCUUACCUGAUCAUCUCUGCCACCAUCGGGUCGUGCGUGGUGCGCGACGCCUCUGGCAACAUCAACGACACUGCGGACGCGCUGGGGACAGACUGCCUGGGACUGGCCUGCACCUACGGCUGGAACUUCAGCGACUGCAUCGCCAAUAAAACGUGUCCGUACGGCAUCAGCAACUACUACCAGAGUAUGAGCAUGGUGUCCGGAUUUGCCCCACUCAUCACUGCUGGGAUCUUCGGGGCCACCCUGUCCUCGGCCCUGGCCUGCCUGGUCUCCGCUCCCAAAGUCUUCCAGUGCCUUUGCAAAGACAACCUGUACCCUUUGAUCGGAUUCUUUGGGGAAGGCUAUGGGAAGAACAACGAGCCCAUCAGAGGGUACUUGCUGACCUAUAUUAUCGCCAUCUGCUUCAUUCUGAUUGCUGAGCUGAACACCAUCGCCCCCAUCAUCUCCAAUUUCUUCCUGUGCUCCUACGCGCUCAUCAACUUCAGCUGCUUUCACGCCUCCAUCACCAACUCCCCAGGCUGGCGGCCUUCCUUCCAAUAUUACAGCAAGUGGGCUGCUCUGGUUGGCGCCAUCAUCUCAGUGGUCAUCAUGUUCCUGCUGACCUGGUGGGCGGCCCUGAUUGCCAUCGGCAUCGUGCUCUUCCUCCUGGCCUACGUGCUGUAUAAGAGACCAGCUGUUAACUGGGGGUCUUCAGUUCAAGCUGGGUCCUACAACAUGGCGCUGUCCUAUUCAGUGGGACUGAACGAAGUUGAUGAACACAUCAAGAACUACAGGCCGCAGUGUCUGGUCCUGACGGGGCCCCCCAGCUUCCGCCCCGCCUUGGUUGACUUCGUCGGCACCUUCACCAAAAACCUGAGCCUCAUGAUGUGCGGAAACGUCGUUGUUGGGGCGCCCUCUCCCACGAGCCAGGAGGCAGCGGGCAGUGGCAGUCAUGUGACCUGGCUGAACAGGAGGAAGAUCAAGUCCUUCUACCGUGGGGUGGUGGCCGAGGACCUGCGCAGUGGUGUGCAGAUGCUUCUCCAGGCCGCAGGCCUCGGGAGGAUCCAGCCCAAUGUUCUCGUGAUGGGCUUCAAGAGGAACUGGCAGAGGGAUCGCCCGAGCAGCCUGGAAAACUACAUUGGGAUCAUACACGACGCCUUUGACCUGAGGUUCGGGGUGUGUGUGAUGCGGACGAAGGAAGGGCUGUCGAGGACGAUGCAGGCCCACGUUAACCCUGUGUUUGAGAAUGGCAGUGAGUACCGUGGCAAUGGGACUUCCCCAGCACCAGCAGCCCACAGUACAUUGGACCCUGACGCUCUAGUGGCUGAAGUUCAGCCCACGACCAUUUUCCAGUCUAAGCAGGGCAAGAAGACGAUCGACGUUUACUGGCUCUUUGAUGAUGGAGGCCUGACCCUGCUCAUUCCGUACCUCCUGACGCGGAAGAAGCGCUGGCGUGGCUGCAAGGUGCGUGUCUUCGUGGGCGGAGAGAUCAGCCGGGUGGACGAGCAGAGGAAGGCGUUCAUGUCCCUGCUCAGCAAGUUUCGUCUGGGAUUCCACGACGUCCAGGUGCUGCCUGACGUCAACGAGAAGCCGCGGCCCGAGCAUGUGAAGAGGUUUGAGGAUCUGCUCGGCCCCUACCGGCUGAACGAUGGAUUCAGGGACGAAAACACGGUCAAUGAAAUGAAGAAGGAAUUCCCCUGGAAGAUUUCGGAUGAAGAGAUAGAGAGGAACAAGGCCAAGUCCCUCCGACAGAUCCAUCUGAAUGAAAUCCUGCUGGAUUACUCCCGAGACGCGGCGCUCAUCAUCCUGACUAUGCCAGUGGGCAGGAGGGGUGAAAUGCUAUAAGAUGCCAACCAGGGG
Molecule: messenger RNA, 2592 nt
Organism: Lepisosteus oculatus (spotted gar)
Lineage: Eukaryota; Metazoa; Chordata; Actinopteri; Semionotiformes; Lepisosteidae
Source: RefSeq, a predicted model, not a curated record